Molecule: messenger RNA, 498 nt
Organism: Colletotrichum graminicola M1.001
Lineage: Eukaryota; Fungi; Ascomycota; Sordariomycetes; Glomerellales; Glomerellaceae
Exons: 2
Coding region: 1-498 (165 amino acids)
Source: RefSeq, a predicted model, not a curated record
AUGCAGUUUUUCUACCCUCUCGCCCUGGCCCUCGCCGCCGUCGCCGCUGCCCAGGACGACAAGUGUGACGCCGCCCCCAUCGUCGAGGCCUGCCUGACUAGCGAGAACGCCAAGGUCAAUUCCUGCAGCCCCACCGACUACGACUGCCAGUGCGCCGGCUACCAGGCCGUGGCCACCUGCUACAACAACUGCCCCAACGACCCCCGCGCCUCGCCCGCCCAGAACCAGGUAACCAUCUACUGCCAGCAGGCCUCCCUCUACGGCUCUGCCGCCAUGCGCAGCAAGACCGAAGCCGCUGCCGCUGCUACCGCCACCGGCUCCGGUGUCGCCUCCGUCUCGGCCUCGGCCACCCCGACGAGCACGGCCGGCGAUGAUGCCGCCUCCACUUCGUCCUCCGCCACCGCCUCCAGCACCCCCAACAUGGGCGUCGGCCAGCUCGCUCGCAACACCGGAGGCGUCCUCCUCGCCGUUGCCGGCGUCGUCGCCGCCGUUCUGUAA